Messenger RNA from Paraglomus occultum, 1136 nucleotides. The record is from the annotation of a GenBank genome assembly. NCBI's taxonomy places the organism in Eukaryota, Fungi, Glomeromycota, Glomeromycetes, Paraglomerales, Paraglomeraceae.
AUAUGAAGUUCAACAAGUUCCGUGAGAGACUGUACAAAAGAGUGACAGAGUCACGAUGGACUAUGCUGUAUAUCAUUAUUGCAGCACUACAAAUGAUAAUUGCCAUCGGUUUAGAAGCAGCAAUAUUUAGUCUUAACUCGAAAAUAACGAAUCAAAUAGAAAUUGCAAAGAAUAUCACGGACAACCAUCCAGAACUGCAAGUAGCAUUAGCAAAUCCAGACUACGACUAUGAGAAAUACCUUCAGCAAUUUCAAUCAAUAACACACAGUAACAUAUGGUUUAUGGUCUUUCAAGCCUUUGUAUUUUUAUUAUCACUUAUUGGGUUAUCCUCUCAAAACACAAUCGAGAUCAUCGUAAUAGGCAUUAUCAAUAUACUUCUUCUGCUCUUUGCCCUAAUUCAAGUAUUCCAAAGUACGAAAUGGAUAAACCGUAUAAACGAACAACUCGAUAAAGACCGGACAGUGUCUCCCGCACUUGCUAAUCUCCCUGACAAUCUCCCCAAGACGGUUAUUAAAGUCGAAGUUGUUUUGGUUCUCGUCUUACUUGUCUUUGCCAUUGCUUCUGUCUACCUUGGGUAUCGGUUGUAUCGACAAUUUGGAUGGAACAUUUAUAAAAAAAUUGGAGCCAAUAUUCAGAUGCAGAUAUUCAUAAUGCUGCUGAAGUUAAUGUUCUUGCUGCUUAUGAGCUUCCAAAUCCUUAAUUUGGUCUUCUUAUUCCAAAAUAAAAAUAUCAAAGACAGUGAUACUAGCAAUGCUUCAACUAUCAUAUUCCAAAUAGUGAUGGUUUCCGUUAUUGUGCCUAUGGUGGUCAUAGCAUGGUGGGGGGUACGGCGGGAGAACAUAUUGGCAAUGUUCGUCUUUGCAUUAAUAGCUCUCACGACCAUUGUUUAUUUCAUUUAUGUUCUUGCUAGAUUUAUCAUUAGUAGAGACGAGAAUAUACUAACCUUAUUGGAUAUAUUAGGAAUAGCAUUAUGUAUAGCAUCUAUGUCGGUUGCAUACAUGGCAGUUCGUAACUUUGACGGAGGAUUAAAAGAUCUCUUCGACAAAAGUAAUGUUACGCAAAAUCAAGGCCUAGACCUUGGUGGGCUCGAAUCAGGACAGCCCAACCGCAAACCAAACAACGUUAUAAUUGAUUAA